This is a messenger RNA of Penaeus monodon (black tiger shrimp), 1363 nucleotides long. Its product is annotated as glycine-rich cell wall structural protein-like. The record is from RefSeq and is a predicted model, not a curated record. NCBI's taxonomy places the organism in Eukaryota, Metazoa, Arthropoda, Malacostraca, Decapoda, Penaeidae.
GGUAUAUAAGAUGGUGGACCACUUUGCCUCGACAUCAGCCCCCCCAACAUGAAGCUCCUGAUCCUGACGUCGUUACUGGCGGCUGCCGCGGCCGCGCCACAGGGCUACGGGCUCCCCGUGCCCUCCGGCCCUAAACUGAGCUCCUGCCAUGCCGGCGAGGUCCUUCACGUAGAUGGCUCCUGCGUCGUUCCCGAUGUGACCCGCCACGUGUAUGUGUUAAGAUCGACUACAACGUCGUGUUCAUCCGCUCCCCCGAGAAGCCCCCGACGCCCGACCCCAUCAUCAUCCCCCCCGCCAGUCAGAAGAGCGUCGUCUACGUCCUCAACAAGAAGUCCGAGGACGACGGCCCUCGGGUGAUCGAGGUGCCUGCGCCGCCGCCCAAGACCCCCGAGGUGUACUUCGUCAACUACGGACCCAACGAGAACCCGACUCUACCCGGGGGCGUCAACCUUGACGCUGCUCUCAGCGCCGCCGUCCAGUCGAGCGGUCAGGUGAUAGCUGGCGCCGGAGGUCCUGGCUUUGGAGCUGGCGCCGGAGGACCUGGCUUUGGUGCCGGAGGUGCUGGCCCAGCUGGCGCCGGAGGACCUGGCUUUGGUGGUGUUCCUCUUUCUGCUGCAGCAGGAGGUGGUCCCGGUUUCGGCGGUGGCGUAGGAGCUGGUGGUCCUGGAUUUGGAGCUGCCGCCGGAGGUGCUGGCCCAGCUGGCGCCGGAGGACCUGGCUUUGGAGCUGGCGCCGGAGGACCUGGCUUUGGAGCUGGCGCUGGAGGUCCAGGUGGUCCUGGUUUCGGAGGUGGUGUUCCUCUUACUGCUGCAGCAGGAGGUGGUCCCGGUUUCGGCGGUAGCGUAGGAGCUGGAGGCCCUGGCUUUGGAGCUGGUGGUGCAGGAGCUGGAGGCCCCGGAUUCGGAGCCGGAGCAGGUGCAGGAGGCCCCGGAUUCGGAGCUGGUGUAGGAGCUGGAGGCCCCGGAUUCGGAGCCGGAGGAACCAGUUUCGGAGGCGACAUCAGGGGCACAGGUCCCGGUUUCGCCGUUGGUUUCGACGAUGACUUAAUAACGAGCGCAGAGGUCGAGGGUCUGAGUUUCGAGCGCUCAGGAGGUUUCGGCUUCGGGUCCCACGAAGACCUGAACAGCGUCGAAGCUUUCCAUUCAUAAAUCGACUACGACGAAUCAGGAAACUUAUUAAAUUACGGUCACAUAGUCCAAGACUGGUAUUCGAUGAUCGGUUCUGUUAAUUAUCUAUCGUUUAUGAGAGAGAGAAAAAAAAAAUCUUGAUUUUUGAACUCAGAUUUUAUUUAUUUUGUUAAACGGGGAUCUGCACUUGGUGCAUGGUCUAGUCAGUCCCUCGAUUAUGAAUAUUUAUGUAGCUU